UAAAACACAAUUCCCAUCUCUCAAAUUCUGAGUCAAACAUCACAACAAGAUCUAAAAAAAUAUCCUGUCCAAUUUCAGAAAAACUCUGAAAUGGAAACGAAACAGAUCAGAGUAAAGAUCAUGUUCUUCUUAUCUGUGAUCAUAGCAUUGCUUUGUUGUCAUCAAUCUGAAGCUCAGGCGCCAAUACCAAGUCCAAAUGGAUGCUACUCAUCGAUAAUGGAAGUUCAAGGUUGUCUCGAUGCCGUGAAAGCUGCCAGUAAAGGAGACUUUAAAGGUUUGGGUAAGGACUGUUGCCACGCCCUCAAUGGUCUCUCUGACGAAUGUUUUUUGGAUCUUUUCCCUGGAAUGUUUUACAUUGUUGUAGUCGUUAAGGCUAUAUGUAAUAUUUAUUAAUGUAUUAUAUCCAAAAAAAUUAAAUAAGAUUGA
Messenger RNA from Camelina sativa (false flax), 426 nucleotides. RefSeq lists its product as uncharacterized. The record is from RefSeq and is a predicted model, not a curated record. Gene Ontology annotation, biological process: regulation of double fertilization forming a zygote and endosperm; regulation of protein localization to cell surface; double fertilization forming a zygote and endosperm. Gene Ontology annotation, cellular component: extracellular region; vesicle. NCBI's taxonomy places the organism in Eukaryota, Viridiplantae, Streptophyta, Magnoliopsida, Brassicales, Brassicaceae.